Molecule: messenger RNA, 2275 nt
Organism: Rubroshorea leprosula
Lineage: Eukaryota; Viridiplantae; Streptophyta; Magnoliopsida; Malvales; Dipterocarpaceae
Source: the annotation of a GenBank genome assembly
CUUUCCAUUUUCUAUUUCACUCUUUGUUUGAAUUUGCUGAGAUUCUCUGUAGCGAAGCGUUUGCAGCUUGAAGAACAGAACACCAGACCAUAAACACAGCAACGUACACAUCAAUCUCAGGUAAAAAUGGACUUCUUUAGAGAACUUAGAGAGCUACGAGGUAACCAGGGUAGAGAGGAAGAAGAGGAAAGGGUUAUUUCUGUAGAGCCCAUCGCGAUGAUAGUGCCGCCGGCCCUACAAAACUUGCCGGAAACGAUAACGCCUGAGAGCAGCGCCAAUUCAAGCGCCAGAGAUGACAGUGGCAACAACCACGCUUCACCAUCCAGCAGUUUGUCCUCUGAAGAGACACCCAGCCACGGGGAAAACACAGGGGAUGUUGCUGGCAAUGUACCAGAUCUGCCUGUGGUUAGAGAAUGGGAGAGUAGGAUAAUCACGGGUAGGUUGAGCAACCUUCGGAAGGUGCCCAAGGACCUGCUUGCUGGAUUUAGGUUCAGGGCAGCACUUCAUCAUGAAGUGGCAAACGGUGCGCCUUCAAUAAGUGGAUAUAAGAAACUGAAGGAGAUGGUGAUGUCGUACCAAAUCCCCAGAACAAUAUUGCUCCGAGCUGGUACACAGAACGAGAGGGCCUGCACGGUGUCACAGACAGGUUGGAUACCAGUGUUUUAUGCUGUUGUGUGCGAGGUUGGAGAUACCGGCCAAGGCGAUAGUGUUCAGGUCAUUAUUCCAAUGUCGGCUGUGCCCAAACUCCAGAGGCGCAAAGUGGUACUACCUCUUUGGGAGGGAGAAGAGCCAGCUCUUCAAGAACAGGAAAUGAGCAGCAUACUAGAAAGGCAGCAUCAACGAGCCCAGGGCUCCCGAGGUCGCGUGGCGGGUAGCGCUUCACAGAGACAAACAUGGUUUGACGAGCGGCCGCCCCUAGCACCACAAUCUCGCUGCUCGUCACAUCGUGGAUCUAGCUCGGCGUCCAGGGCACGAGCCGAGCGUAAAGUUGAAGCUGUGGCUCCCAGUGCACGCAGGCGUGCACUUGAGGAUAUCAACAGCAAGGAUGAGGUCCCCCUCAUGCGACGCAGAACAACAGUUGAGACUGCACCUGCGUCAACCACAGUGUUGGCACCCCAGAUUGCAUAUCCGGAGGGCUUCAGCUACGUGAAGACGGACUGCCAGCCCGCCAUGGUGCAGGGCAUGCAAAGUUUUGUGCCUCCCGUAGAUCCGUUCAGCUAUGCGGUCGCGCUGUUUGAAAGCGCUCAGGGAGCUCGCACACAGAACAGCGGGCUUAAUGCCAACUGCAAACAGCUGGCCACAGAGAAGGCGAGCUUAGUGGAUAACGUCAAUCGUCUGCAAGGCUUUGAGAUGGCCACUCGAGUUGCUUCGGUGGAAAGUCGAGCAGAGGAGCUGGCGAGCAGGAACAAUGAGCUUAAGGAGGAGCUGGAGAGGGCCCACGCCGAGAAGGAAAGCAGGAUCCAGGCAACCAAGGAUGAGGCCACCCACGUUGAGGAACGGGCCAAGAAAGCUGAGGCCGAGAGGGACCAUACUCUGAACGAGUUGAGCUCCCUAAGGCAACAAGUCGCCGAGGCCGCCAAGAGCCUUAACAAAGCUGAAGAGGCCCUGAACAGAGUGAAGACAUCUCAAGGGCACUUUGUAAGCAUCGCUCGUGCUCAAGGGGCAGAAUGGCUGGUGGGCUCGGCCGCGUUCCAAGACGCUGUGGCAGUGGCGUCUGCAAACAUGACCACAGAAAUCUACAACAAGAUCUAUGGGAAGGUGUUGCAGCAUCGUCCUGAUUUCCCAAUAUGUGAGCUGGCGUUCUUUGAUGGGGAGGACCUUGACAAGCAGGGUAAGAGCCUUGCUCCCCUUGCUGAUGCAACAGUGCUGUUGAGAUGGGAACUCAACGAGAAGGGAGUACCUAUCUGGCCUCCCUCAGUCUUGGAAGAAGGGGGGGAUCCAGAGGGUCUACCCUCCUUCGACUCAUGGGUUGAAAGGGCUCUUGUGGCUGAACCAGAGCCAUCGAGCACUCCCCCAAACUCUCAGCCUGCCGUGGUGCUGGCAAGGUCUCCCAUUACUACACCAGCUCGCGAGCCUGCGGCCCAGUCAUCUCCAGCUCGCGCCUCAGGCCCUCCUGCUGACGCAUUCGCGCCCAUCGACCUGACGGACGAUUAGUUUAGGGUUAUACUUUUUCUUAUUCUUUUGUACUUUUUGUUUCUUGUUUUGAACAACUUCAUCAUGAUCUCUUAUACUGAAAUUUGUAACUUUUGAACAGUAAUAGAAAGUGGGAGAUUUU